This is a messenger RNA of Colletotrichum spaethianum, 1107 nucleotides long. RefSeq names its product putative dipeptidase B. Gene Ontology annotation, molecular function: oxidoreductase activity. The coding region runs from base 1 to 1107 and encodes 368 amino acids. The record is from RefSeq and is a predicted model, not a curated record. Lineage: Eukaryota; Fungi; Ascomycota; Sordariomycetes; Glomerellales; Glomerellaceae. The transcript has 3 exons.
AUGGCCAUCUCUCAGACCCCUUCUCGCGCAACCGUCCAGCCAAUUGUCCCUCCCCAGGACUCGGCUAUUGACUUCGGAGCUGUCGUCACAAAUAUUGACAUCGAGAAACUCACCGACGCCGGUUUCGAUGUCAUCCGUGAUGCCCUCUUCAAGCACCAAGUCGUCGUCAUCAAGAACCAAGGGCAUGCUUCCCCCAAAGCCCAGUUCGAAAUCACGCAAAGGUUCGACCCUGAGGCCGGUGCCUCAUACGGCCACGGCAAGACACUGGAUGCCAAACGCUCCAUUCUGCACCCUGACCUGAAAACGAUCCCUCAUCAGCCUCAGGUGCAAGUCAUUGGCAAUGGCUUCGUAGAAGAGUAUGAGGGCCUGAAGAACAUCCAGCUCAGGCACCCUCACCACCGCACAUUCCAUGCCACUGCAAUCCCGGCCGAGGACGACCUGGACUUCACUCGAUUCUACCGCUGGCACAUUGACGCCGCGCUGUACGGCCUCGCGCCGCCCGUCGCCACCACCCUCCUCGCCGUUCGUGUCCCCGGCGGUCGCAAACAGACGCUCCGCUACGACGACGGCACGGGCGAGGAGAUGACCGUCCCGCUGGCUCUCCCCGAGGACCAAGAGUUCGUGCGGACAACAAAGGUCGAGUACGCUCCGCACCCUUACGUCUGGAUGAGCAGCGCAAAGUCUCGUUCCGACGGCCUGGGGUUGGUAUCAGAGGGCAAGGAGGUCCCGCUAGACGAGCUGCCGCCCAUCGAGAAGGAAAAGAUUCAGAUCCUGCCCAUGUGCUGGCGGAACCCCGUCACGGGCCGGUUAGCGUUGCAGGUUCACCCUUCGGCAGUGCGGAGGCUGCACUUGGCAGACGGGACUGUAGUGGAGGAUUUGGCCGAGGUCCGGGAGACGGUGCACCGGCUGCAGCGGCCGGGCAUCUCGCCCAGGAACGUGUACCCGCAUGAUUGGGAGCAGGGCGACUUUGUUAUCUUUCACAACCGCGGAGUCAUCCACUCAGUGGUUGGUGCAUUUGCGGAAGAUGAGGUUCGGCUGUUUCGGCAGUGUAAUAUUGCUGCUAGUCGUCUCCCCGACGGUCCCGUUGAUGUCACUGCGGCUGUGUAG